This is a messenger RNA of Rasamsonia emersonii CBS 393.64, 1218 nucleotides long. RefSeq names its product FAD binding domain protein. Gene Ontology annotation, molecular function: FAD binding. The transcript is spliced from 4 exons. Lineage: Eukaryota; Fungi; Ascomycota; Eurotiomycetes; Eurotiales; Trichocomaceae. The record is from RefSeq and is a predicted model, not a curated record. The coding region runs from base 1 to 1218 and encodes 405 amino acids.
AUGCAGCCCAUCCUCAUCAUCGGCGCCGGCAUCACCGGCCUGACUCUAGCGCAAGCCCUGCGCAAACAAGGCAUCCCCUUCCGCAUCUUCGACCGCGAUGCGUCGCUGACCUCGCGGCAUGGCGGAUGGGGGCUGACGGUGCACUGGGCGCACUCGCUGUUCUGCACCUUACUGCCAGCAGAGGUCGUGCAGCGCCUGGAAGAGUCGCACGUCACGCGCGAGGCGCUCGACACGGGCGACUAUGGCCGGUUUACGCUGUUCGAUCUGCGGACGGGAGUCGCCAAGUACAAUGUGCCUGCGGCGAAGAGGAUGCGGUUCAGUCGGGCGACGCUGAGGGAGAUUCUGGCGAUGGGGGUUGACGUGGAGUGGUCCAAACGAUUAAUAGCUGUUGAUAGCCUCGACGACCGUGCCAUCGCCCAUUUCGACGAUGGCUCCUCCGUCCAGGGCUGUCUGGUCGUCGGCUGCGAUGGCUCGCGCUCUCGUCUCCGUCAGAUUCUGUAUCCAUCGUCGUACCAGAACAGACACAUCCCUGUCCGCAUGCUGGGCGUCUCGACUCGGUACUCGGUCGAGCAGGUUGCAGCAGCGCGCGCCAUCGAUCGAUACUUUUUCCAAGGCACGCAUGGCGCGUCGGGCGUGUAUCUGUUCUUCAGCUUCCUCGAAACACCACACACCUCGCCCGCGCAGACAGACUACCUCUGCCAGAUCGUCAUCUCGUGGCCCGAGGCGAAAGGCCUCGCCAUCCCAGCCAGCAACGAGGACCGGGUCGCUGUCAUGAAGCAACUGGCCGCCGACUGGGCGGAGCCAUUCCGCUCUCUGGUGCAAAACAUCCCUCCAGAUGCGCAAGUCACAUCGAUCAACGUCGAGGACUGGCUCCCAAGUAACAGUAACUGUAACGCGCGUGGACACGGGCGGAUGGUGCUGAUGGGCGAUGCGGCUCAUACGAUGACCAUGUUCCGCGGCGACGGCGCCAACCAAGCCAUAGCCGACGUGCACUCCUUCAUGCUACGAGUCGCGCCUCUGCUGACACCUCGCAACGACGUAUCAUUUACAGACCUGCGCGCCCGCAUCGAUGACUACGAAGACGAAAUGCAGAACCGCGCGCGGAAGGCAGUGGCAGACUCGAGUCGGGCGUGUCUCCAUGCGCAUCAGCUGGAUCUGAUCGAUGAGGAGAGUCCGCUGGUUGCGCGGAGACUGCAGCAGGCGCGUGCGAGGGUCUAG